CACGAUCGUUGGAGUCGACUGCUUUGCAUACCAAGAAUUCUUCUUACAUGGAUAAUUAUUUUCAGAUGGUGGAUAUGGAUACACACUGUCCCUUCGUCAUGCCCUGAAACUUUUCCAGUGCUCCUAUCCUGAAUUAUUCGCUAUCCGGAUAGUACAGGCAACAAAGAAAAAGCGCAAAGAUAUGAGCAUGUAUUGUUAAGUGUACCACUUGGCACAACAAGAACUUCCUGGACGUUCUUCGUUCACUAGAACAACAUCUUAUAAAUAGAGUUUAGCUUAUCGUCGCUUUCAACAUUCAAUUAACAUCGGAAAAACAGCACGAAUCAAUCUAAGUAAAGUAAAGUCUACCAGUACCAGCAAAACAUGUUCGACGACGCGACCCCGAAGGCGCCGCAAAUGACGGUGUUCGGCCUUUCCGCUGACAUUCCGCUCUAUGCAUUGCCAAAGUAUCGUAUUCGUAGUAUUGCAAUACAAAUUAGCUCAGCAUCUCAAAUGAACUUUGUCAUGCUGAUUUAGCUUGAAAAAGAAAUUUGUAUAGGCAUAAAUGCAAUACUUUUUGCAGUUCAUACGUUCGUGCCCCCCGCGAUGCUGGUGCUGCUAAACCUCUUCUGCGGUCUGGUUCUGACGCGGAUCUUAUCAAAUGUAAAAAUGUCUGGGUCUGGAAGAAUGCAACCUGUGAUGCUGAAUUUGGAUUCCAGAAAAAUCUGUAUUGCAUGAGUACCAAAAGGAAUGUAAUUUUUGCUACGCGGAGAGGGCAUUUCCAUUUGUCAUGCGGAAUAGGCAUCAAGAAGCUCUCAAAAAAACUGUGAUGCUAGGGCAUGCAUCACAGACGUCAGGGCUCAUGCAAAACAUGCAUGACAAAUCUCAGAAUCUUCCAGACCCGGACAUUUUUACAUUUGAUAGAUCCUGAAGUGGCGAGCGCCGCUGUUCCAACCGUCCGACGAUGAUAAGAAGGAACGAAAAAAUCAAUGGAGUUUCUUGUUUUUAUGCAUUGCAAAAAUGUCUGGGUCUGGAAUAAUGUAGGACUUGGCAUGCUUGUCUGGCAUGACUCUUAAAUCUGUGAUGCGUAAGCAGGAACGGGGCCUCUUGCCUGUCAUGCAAAAACGCAGUUUGCCAUGCGGAAAACGAGACACAUGGCAGUGCAAGAACUUGUCAUGCUUGGCUGCAUAUUGUAGUGGGCCCACCAUUCAGCGAUUUGCAUCACAAGUUUCCAGACCCAGAUAUAUUUGCAUUUGAUAGCUUUCCGGUUUCGAUAAGUGGAAGAAGCGGCUACCGUACGACGCGGAAAAAUCCGCCCCAGCCAAAUUUUCGAAAAUUUCACGGCGCGAUCCUUCUACCCCACGCCGCUGCGCCGCCUUCGUCGCUGCUCCGUGUACCUUCCCAGCUUCGCUGCUUCGACUGCCGCCCCCGACAUUCAGGCGAGAUGGUUAUCGCCACCUGCACAGCUGAACAAGGCCGUUUUUGCCUUGCUUCAUAAUAUCAAACUACGACAGGAUCGCCCCUGGUAUGCCACCCUCCGGCGCGGUCGAAGUGUGGCUCUCUCCGGCAUUUUGUACCUGCAAAAAGUAGCUAUUUAAUUAGCGAGUUUGAAUUCUAAGAACGUAGCUAAUUUUCGGUGAGUACGCAAUGACUUAGGAUUAAGAUUAAGAGAGGCAUUUUCCAAUCGUUUCGGGCCGGCGCGGAAACUCGGUUAACCAAGGAACGGAGCUGGGGUGAGUCGGUUCUUCUCCACGAAGCCGGUAUGUUGCACCAGUUGGUGCAACAGGUCCUCCUCAUGCCGCAGUACCGUGCGGCUUUGGCGGAAAUCUACCCGAAGGUGGCGCGGAGCCGACACACAAAGACCGAUGACGAAAGCCUCUCUUAAUCAGAUUCUAAGUCAUUACUGCUUGCAGAAAUAGCUAGCUGGGCACGUUUUGAAUGCAGCCCCGGCACAAUAUCAAAAUAGCUAGUCGAUUCACAUUGACAUUCUUUCUUCAAACUAGCUAGCUUGAUUCAUCACAUAAGAGAAAAAAACAACGAUAGUAAGGGUCGCGCCGCAUGUUCGUUUUGGACUCGGGACGCGGGCGACAGCGCAUUUUUCGACACGAUGGUCCACAUUUGCCGACUGCUUCUCUGCAUGCAACGACCGCCUCCCUCACCGAGUUGCUGCACACCGCCUGCUGCUAGGACAACCAAAAUGACGAGUUGAAAUUUUCGAAAAUUUGGCUGGGGCGGAUUUUUCCGCGUCGUAUACCGUUUUCUCUCCUCGUAUCCAAGGAAAAAAGUGUAUACUUACAGUUACACAUUUGUAGGGAAUGCAGCAUCACAAAUUUGCCUCGCAUGACGGAGAAAACUUGUAAUGCAGAGAUCAUAAGGCAAAACUAAACACACACGAAAAGAGACUCGCAAGCAUUUUGCGCAUGACAGAAGUCGUCUGUCUUGCUGGCCUUGCAACACAAUGCGUAACUGUAAACACUUUUUUCUUUGCAUACCUCGGGUUUCUCCUCAUCGCCGCCUGGUUCUACGAGUGUCACCUAUCGUUGAAAGCAGCGGGCUAUGGCGAGGAUAGUAUACAACAACUCCCCCUGCAGCUCUCCGUCGUUUGCCAUGCAAGGAAAUGAUCCUAGAUCUUUUUUCCGUAAUUAUGCUGUCUUGUGCUACUGAUCGGAUACUUUUUACGAAUUUCGAAUUUACUGCAUUUGGCCCCGCAUGAAGAGCGACUUGUCAUGCGCCGGCUCCAUGUAGUUCGCUGGUGUGUGUGUUGCUCCGAACAAUGCAGCUCUUGAAAUAACGGGAGCAACGGCGGGACGAUGUUGUGCACUCGCAUACGGGUAGCGGGAUUCCGUUCACUCCAGUACAAGGGAUUACAACCGUCGGGUCCUACAAGUAUUCGCGGAAUCCACUGUAUGUGAUGGCGCUGACGUGUUUCAUCCCCUGGAUUGCGCUUUUGGUGAAUUCGAAGAAGCUAUGAAUUGUAAAACAGAAAUGUCUGGGUCUGGAAGAAUGCAAGAUUUGUCAUGCUGAUCUGGCAUGGCCCUUAAAUCUGUAUUGCGUGGCCACAAACAGCCUCUCUCGCCUGUCAUGCAAAAACACAGUUUCUCAUGCGGGAUACGAAGCACAGAGGCACGAAAAAACUUGUCAUGCUUGGCGGCGCAUUACAGUGCAUUUGUUAUUGAGUGACUUGCAUCACAAGUUUCCAGACCCAGACAUUUUUGCAGUGCAUAGAAGCCCUUGUUGGUCACACUACCGGGCAUGUUUCUCUACCUGCAUUUUGUGGUGAUACCUGCGGAAGAGAAGUUUCUCAUGCAGAAUCACCCGGCAGCAUAUGAGAAGUAUUUCGCUACGGUGCCGAGGUGGGUGUUUUUUUAGACAGUUUUUUUUUGCAACACAGUCACCUAGCCGACGAGUCAGCAUGCGCUACAGACUGUCAGAAGGUGCGAACAAGAAUCCAUAUUUUUAGUCACGCAACAUUUUUGCCGGAACUUAACUACUCUUUUGAUCAUCAACAUCAGCUCCUGCAUCAGAACAUGAAGGGAUCUGCGGAACAAGAACUGGUACUACGUCCGAACCAGAAGUUCCAACCUGUGUAGUUCGUAUGCCGUAUGUAUUUUCAACAUCGAGAAAAU
Amoebophrya sp. A120 is the source of this 3605-nucleotide messenger RNA. The record is from the annotation of a GenBank genome assembly. Lineage: Eukaryota; Dinophyceae; Syndiniales; Amoebophryaceae.